Quercus robur (English oak) is the source of this 1511-nucleotide messenger RNA. RefSeq names its product putative disease resistance protein RGA1. NCBI's taxonomy places the organism in Eukaryota, Viridiplantae, Streptophyta, Magnoliopsida, Fagales, Fagaceae. The coding region runs from base 288 to 1505 and encodes 405 amino acids. The record is from RefSeq and is a predicted model, not a curated record. The transcript has a single exon. Gene Ontology annotation, molecular function: ADP binding. Gene Ontology annotation, biological process: defense response to fungus.
AUUGGAGAGCUUCUGUGCUUUACACGUAGAAAACAUGUGGGCUUUCACUUGUUUCCUUAUAAUUUUGAUCACUUUCUAAUUUUUAUCAGCUUUUCCAAUUCAAAAUAUGAUUAUUUUCCUAGUUUUCUCAAGACAAAAUCCCACUAUUACCUUCCAAACUCAUUCCUACUUCCCAUCCUUAAUCUGCAUAGAAGGCAGAGCAUAUCAUCUCUGAUGCUCCACCUCACCGAUCUCUCUCUGUUGUCACUUCACAGUUCACAGCAAAACCAACAUUCUUAAUUUAUUUGAUGGAGUUGGCCUAUUCCAUUGCUGCAAGCGUUAUUGACAAGAUAGGUUCCCUUGCUUACCAAGAGAUUUGUUCUGCAUGGGUAAUUUCCAGCGAUCUGAAAAAGCUGGAGCUCACCAUGUCCACGAUCCAAGCCGUGCUGUUGGACGCGGAAGAGAAGCAAGUGAAAAGCCGAGGUCUAAGUGUUUGGUUGGGGCAACUCAAAGAUGUCUUUCAUGAUGCGAUGGAUGUGUUGGAUGAAUUCGAGUGUGAAGCUCUUCGGAGGCAAGUGGUGAAAAUGCAUGGAAGCACUCGUGAAAAGGUACUUGACUCCGUUUCUUAUUCUUUUUUUAACCUGCUUGGCUUCAGUUAUAAGAUGAGUCAGAAAAUCGAGGGCAUAAGAGAGAGUUUAGAAGAGUUAGCAAAGGAUAGAGCUCAAUUUCAUCUUGAGGAACGAUUUGAAGAUCAGCGUAUUGGGGACAGGAAGAGAGAGAUGACCCACUCCUUUGUUCGUGAUUGUGAUGUUAUUGGGAGGGAUGAUGACAAGCAAAAGAUAAUAGAUCUUUUGAUGCACCCAGGUGACAAUUGUAGUGUUUCUGUGAUUUCUAUAGUGGGAAUCGGAGGUCUAGGCAAGACCACACUGGCUCAGUGGGUGUAUAAUGAUAUAAGGAUAGCUAAACAUUUUGACUCUAGAAUAUGGGUGUGUGUGUCAGAAGACUUUAAUGUUUUAACAUUAGCGAAAGAAAUCCUUAAAUCUACAGGUGGUGGAAUUAAACAGAACAUGAGUAUGGAUGAAGUGCAAGUUAAUUUACGAAGUAUUUUAAAGAAAAAAAGAUUUUUCAUUGUUUUGGAUGAUGUCUGGAAUGAGAAUCGUAACAAAUGGUUUAGUCUGAAGAAUUUGUUAAUAGAAGGUGGCCAAGGAAGUAAAAUUCUUGUCACUACACGUAGUCACAAAGUUGCCUCAACGAUGGCUCCUGGACCAAUCCAUGACAUAGAAGGUCUUGUAGAGGAUGAUUGUCUAUCAUUGUUUUUAAGGUGGGCAUUCAAUGAAGGGGAGGAGAAACAAUAUCCAAAUCUUAUAAGGAUUGGAAAAAAAAGGCGAAAAUCACAUUUUGGUCCCUACAUUUUGACCCGAUUCCCGUUUUCGUCCCUAAGUUUUUUUUUUACCGCUUUUAGUCCCUCUCCAGAAAAGCGGUUCCAUUUUAGUCCCUACCGUUACUUCAUAAACGGAUAUGGCUGAUGUGGC